AUGGCAGGGACCGCCCCCGCAGCCCCGCGCCUCUGGCUCUGCGCGGCCCUGAUGGGCUGCCUGGCCGCUGCCGGGGCCCGCCGGAGAGUUCUUGAGUGCUCUCCUGCUGGACAUCAGAUCCUGCAGAGUCCUUACCGAAGCGUUGAUUUUGAUUCAUCCCAUCUCCAGCAAUCAGCUAUUCAGGAUUUGAUCUGUGACCAUUCCCUAACACCAGGAUGGUAUCGCUUUAUGAUUUUCGAUAAGCCUGCUGAGAUGCCAACCAAGUGCGUGGAGAUGAAUCACUGUGGAACUCAAGCCCCUAUCUGGCUGUCUCUGAGGGAGUCAGAAUCCAUGCCUCGACCUGGUGAGAUCAAACAGUUAACAGCUUGUGCUACAUGGCGGUUUUUCUUCAGCACUUCAAAAGACUGCUGUCUUUUCCGAAUCCCUGUCAGGGUGAGGAACUGUGGAGAUUUCUUUGUUUACUUACUGCAGCCCACCCAAGGAUGCAUGGGUUAUUGUGCAGAAGGUAACCUGGCUGCUACAUCAGCUCCAUCUGUGUCACCACCACUACCAUCCAUUCCUGAAGUUGUAGCAGAGAUGAUCAAAGGCAGCAUUUACUUAAGGUGUACCUUUGGCGUUCCUUCUGCAAACAGCUCUGUUGGAUUCCUUGUAACUUGGUCAAGACUUUCCCCUGAAGGUAUCAAAGAAGAACUUACACACGAAACAGCAGUUCAUACCUUCUCACUUCUAGAACUAGAUGGGAUAAACGUCAGACUUGGAGACAGAGUCUACUGUAGCAGUUCUACUUUUUUCAUGGAGAAGCCAGAUAUACAAAGCUCUUCAGUUGAGAGCAAGGAAUUUUUUGCUGGAAUUAAGAUACAUCCAGAAACUUAUGAUAUAUCAGAAGAUGGGAAGGAAUACAGACUGACAAUAGAAAGUAGCAUUCCUAUUCCUUGUCCUGAGUUCAGCCAGCUUGAAAGUGACUGCAAAAUCUCACUGACAUUAAAUAGUGUUGAUGAAGGUAAAGAACAGUUAGGUUUAAACUUGGCUCUUUCUUCUUGUCAUGUGGAUCUUCUCCAGAAACCCUGCAAUAAUGGAAUCUGUAGUCAAGCUGUAAUUUAUUUCACUGCUGUGACAGACUUCAUGCAAGAUGGAGACAGAAUUACCAGAAUUGCAGUUGAACCUAUAUCCAGUGAGAAUUUCCUGUGGAAUGGCUAUGUUCCAGAAAGCACACAGAUUACAGUUAAGGAUCUACCCACUGCCUACUGCUACUCAUUUACUGAUCCUCAUAUAAUUACGUUUGAUGGAAGAGCCUAUGACAAUUUUAAAAGAGGAACAUUUGUUCUCUAUAAGAGUACAUCUCGAGAUUUUGAAGUUCACGUUCGCCAGUGGGACUGUGGAAGUCUUCACUACCCAGCAUCCUGCAACUGUGGCUUUGUUGCCAAGGAAGGAAGUGAUAUAAUUGCAUUUGACAUGUGCAGUGGUCAGCUACAUGAAUCACAACCACACUUAUUUGUAAUAAACAGAGACACAACAGGAAGCAAUGUCAGAGUCACUGAAUCCUACCUAGGAAGAAAAGUAACAAUUUUGUUUUCUUCUGGAGCUUUCGUUCGUGCUGAUGUGAGCAAAUGGGGAAUAAGCAUAACGCUUAGGGCCCCCAGUUCAGAUUACAGACAUACAGUGGGACUCUGUGGCACCUUUGAUGGAAUUGCGGAGAAUGACUAUCACACUGCAAGUGGGGUGGAAAUCCCAAAUCAUGCUAAUGUUCCUUUUUCUUUUAUUAAGGAGUGGAGAAUUUUACCAGGAGAUAGCUUGUUUGACAAAACACCUGUUUCUUUAACAUCUUCGAGAAAAGUAGUCUUCUGUGACUGUGCACUUGAAGAUGAUGGAUUAUAUCCAUCAGUGAACAAACUGGGAACAGUUUUUCAGUCAGAACUUCCACUGUCUUGUAAAGAAAGUGCAAGUGUUAGAUUUCUUUCUUUGAUACCAGGACUGGAUGUCACUGCUGAGUAUCUUGGUCCUAUUGAUCUUGUCAGAGGCUUUAAGAAACGUUCAUCUGCACAUGAAAUGGAUUCAUCUACACUUCUGCAGAGGCAGGAUAAUCAAACCAAACUUCACAAAACAUCACGAGUAAACUCACGUGUCUCGGCAACCUCAGGGAGAAAUAUUGGUAUAGAAAGAGAAGGAAGUUCAAGCUCAGGCAUUAGAAAAAAUUCUCAUCGUUACAGUAGUCAUCUUCUCAAAAGUCUGUCAGUUACAAGUAGAGGGAAGCGUCAAAAUUAUUAUGACUACCAUCCAGUAUUCCUAUUCCAAAGUCUCAGCCAAACAGACUUAGAGGAAUAUAGUUAUUUUUUCCCAGAGGACCAUGCCACUGACGCAGACCAAAAGUUCCUUCCUUCUUGGCCCACACCUUCAGGCCUCACCGAGUCUAGUGCUCUGUUACUCUGCCAGCAGGCAAUAGCUAAUUCCAGUAUAGGAAGAUCUUGUGGUGCCCUUCUUGGCCGGCGAACAGAGGAUGCAAUCAAUAUGUGUGUUAAAGAUUUGCUGCUGAAAGAUGACCUCAGUUGGGCAGAAGCUUCCUUACCUCUUCUGGAGAAUGAAUGUGAGAGAAGAAUUUUAGAAGAAAUAAAUUACAACCCACAGGAACUUGAAGGCUCAGUUGAGAGCCUACUUACUGCAUUAAAGUGUCCCAGUCUCUGCAGUGGUAAUGGGGAAUGUACAGAAUGGGGCUGUGCAUGUUUUCAAGGCUACAGCUCGUAUGACUGCAGCAUACUGUCUGAUGAGGCUCCAGAAAUUACAGAGCUGGAGAAUGCUGGGCUGUGUGAUAUUCGACAGUAUGACUGCACAUCAGCGAGAGUUUUUGGACAUGGCUUCAGGGAGUCAUUGAAUCUGAAAUGUGAAAUCAUCAAACUGCAAUAUAGUAAUAGACAAUGGAUUCCUGGAGAACUUCUAACUAUGCCAGCUGUCUUCCAAAAUGCCAGGACUGUCUACUGCCAAUUACCAAAUGAUGGCCAGCAGUCUGAUGUCAUGGAUGUGGUUGAUGAUAAACCCAUUGCCAAGUGGCAAAUAAAGAUUUCUAAUGAUGGACUCAUUUAUAGCAACUCUAAAACAAUGAUAUUAUAUGAUGGAGCCUGUCAGAUAUGUGAAUCACAAGAAUCUGGAUUAUGUACGUUAAAGGAGAAAACAUGCAACAUAGAUGGACUCUGUUAUGGUGAAGGAGACACAAAUCCAACCAGCCCUUGCUUACUCUGCAGACCUGACAUAUCGAAGUUAACUUGGUCAGUUGUUGAAAACAAUCAGCCUCCAGUCCUUGAAACUUCUCAGGUUAUGCUACAGACUUUUUAUGGAGAAGAUUUUGUAUAUCAGUUUUUGGCUUCAGAUCCAGAGGGCUCUGCUAUUCAUUUCACAUUGGAUUCUGGUCCAGAAGGUGCCAGUCUUUCCCCAUCAGGUCUCCUUUUGUGGAAAGCUGUGUCAGCAAAUCUCCAUAAAUUAACAUUUUCUUUGACAGAUGACUGCAAUGCAACAACUAAGGUAGAAAUAGAGGUCAGUGUAAAAUCAUGUGAUUGCCUAAAUAAUGGCUCAUGUGUGACAAACAUUAAUUUCCCACCUGGAAGUGGAAGAUAUCUUUGUGUGUGUGUGGCUGGAUUUGAAGGUGAUCUCUGUGAAGGGAAUACUGAUGACUGUAGACUUAACCAGUGUGGUAUUGGCAGAUGUGUGGAUGGAAUAAACAGCUAUUACUGUGAAUGUCCACCUGAACUUCAAGGUAAACACUGUCAAGAGGAUGUAGAUGAAUGUGUAUCCAGUCCUUGCUUCCCUGGAGUAUUUUGCUUCAAUACUUUUGGUUCUUACUAUUGUGGUCCAUGCCCAAAUAAUCUGCAAGGAGAUGGGAAGUCAUGUUAUGAAAGCUUUGAAGACACUGAUGUUGAAAGGAAGGAUUCCACAGGAGAAAUUGGAGGAAAUAAAGGGUUUCAACAAUCAUCCUUUGAGAAGGUUUUAAGCAUCUCAAGCUAUAUUCCCAGUUCUACAGAUGUCUCAAAGAGAUUUAUUUCUACAGAAAUGGUCAGUAGCAGCGCACCACCAGCCUCCACAGUAAAAACAAUCACUGCCUGGAAGUCACUUAAUUCUCAGAGAAGUGCUUCUUUACAACCUGCUGUUACUGGAAACAUUGCUCACACUCUCAGGACCAUCAGUGGUCACCUUGCUGACAUGGAAGUGAGUUCUUCAGUACAUACUGUGAUGACUGCAUCUUCAGAGAGCCAUGCUGUAUCACCUGAGAAGAAAACAAGGCCACAAACUGAGGCCUACAGCUAUUUUGACACUAGCAGGAAGACUUCUCCUAGCAGCAGAGCAAAUAUAAGCAAAGGACUUUCUUUGCCAAGCAAAGCAUUCAAAGGUGGCAAUGUUCAGAGAGUUCUGCACCUAUUAGCCAAGCAUAAAGCAAGUAAUUUACCUUUUGCCCCUGUCAAAGUCACUGUCCCACCAAAAAUGCUUCCUGAAGAACUGAGUGAAGCAGUGAUUCCUAAAGCAAUAACCUGUACUGACUUACCCUGUUUUCCUGGUGUACACUGUGAGCCAAGUCAGGAUGGAAGCAUCAGGUGUGGUCGUUGUCCUUAUGGUUAUUAUGGAGAUGGCUUCACUUGCAGAGCAAGAUGUAGACAAACAUGUGGCAAAAAUAUGGAGUGUGUGGCACCCAAUAUUUGUAAAUGCAAGCCUGGUUAUGCUGGUUUUAACUGUCAGGCUGCUCUGUGCAGACCUGAUUGCAAAAACCAUGGGAAGUGCAUUAAGCCAAAUGUCUGUGAAUGUCUACCAGGAUACAGUGGCUCCACUUGUGAGGAAGCACAUUGUAAACCACCCUGUCAAAAUGGAGGCACGUGUUUGGCCAGAAAUCUCUGCACCUGCCCAUAUGGCUUUGUGGGACCAAGAUGUGAUACAAUGGUUUGCAACAGACAUUGUGAAAAUGGUGGUGAAUGUCUCACUCCAGACAUCUGCCAGUGUAAACCUGGGUGGUACGGACCUACAUGCAGUACAGCAAUGUGUGAUCCUGUGUGUCUCAAUGGUGGUUCCUGUACUAAGCCAGAUGUCUGCCUCUGUCCACAUGGAUUCUUUGGUGCCCAGUGUCAGAAUGCUGUCUGCAGCCCGCCUUGUAAGAACGGUGGUCAUUGCAUGAGAAAUAAUGUCUGUACUUGUCCUGAUGGGUACACAGGUGGAAGAUGUGAAAAAAGUAUCUGUGAGCCAAGGUGUAUGAACGGAGGAAGAUGUGUCGGCCCAAACAUUUGCUCUUGUCCUUCAGGAUGGAGAGGAAAAAGAUGUGACAUUCCAAUCUGUCUUCAGGAAUGUAAGAAUGGUGGGGAGUGUAUUGGACCGAGUACAUGUCACUGUCCUCCGCAGUGGGAAGGAAUCCAAUGUCAAACACCUGUAUGCAACCAGAAGUGUCUGUUCGGAGGCAAGUGUGUGUUGCCCAACGUAUGCUCUUGUCGUCCAGGUUAUACUGGAGUCCUCUGUGGGAAGAAAAUUCAGGUACAUGUGGAGUCAAGAUGCCAUCACAGAUACAGUGAUUUGGGAGUCAUUAUCUAGUCCAUCCUGUCCAAUGAAGCAGCACGAUAUACACCAAAUGUGUAUUUAGUCUGAUUUCUCCCUUUCAGUCUUCAGUGAGGGAAAAUUAAUGAAAUUCCUAAGAGCUAUUCCAGUAACUUUUAGGCUUUAAUACUUAAAAAAUUGUUCUCAACACCUAAUGUACAUUUCCUUUGUUUCAAAUUAAGCUGAUUAUCUCUUGUCAUGCAGCAGGGAUUGGUAACUAUCCUCUUCACAACCACUAUUCUCUCUUCCAGCAUCUGGCCCCAUUUUAGGGAGAAGUGUCCCGCUGUUGACUUUCUUAGCUUGCAUCAAGUCAAGCCCUGAUCUUUUCCCAACUAACUACACUGCCACUCAGUUCAUCCCUGUUUUAUACAAAUGUUCAUUAUCCCAAAGUGUAACUUGGGAAUAGCUUUACUUUUUUGCAUCAUAAGGUAUAAUGGUGAUUUCUCUGUUUUGUCACACAAUUUUCUGUUGGAUUCCCUUGCUUGAGUGCUGACAGUCACUCACUGAAGUAGUUUAAUUAAACAUUUCCUUACAAGUAACUUCUUUGUGACAUCUGAAGUAAAAGUAUGCUCUUCUUGCAUCAUCUGUAGUGUUUCUCUUAAUUUCAAUGUAUAGACACUUUUCUGGUGCCAGCAGAAUUGAGAGAUGGGGCAGAUAUGCUUCAGAAAUUGAAAGAGAGAAAUGCUCAUACAUCUUUUGAAAAUACAAAACUACACAUCUUAUGACAAUAAGAGACUAUUUUUUUCAAUAUGGAUUUCCAAAAUUGGCCCUAAAGAGAGAAAUAUUUUGAUUUAAAUGU
Chiroxiphia lanceolata (lance-tailed manakin) is the source of this 6355-nucleotide messenger RNA. It is a transcript of the gene VWDE, whose product is annotated as von Willebrand factor D and EGF domains. Gene Ontology annotation, biological process: anatomical structure development. The transcript is spliced from 29 exons. Gene Ontology annotation, cellular component: extracellular region; cell surface. Lineage: Eukaryota; Metazoa; Chordata; Aves; Passeriformes; Pipridae. Gene Ontology annotation, molecular function: calcium ion binding; signaling receptor binding. The record is from RefSeq and is a predicted model, not a curated record. The coding region runs from base 1 to 5553 and encodes 1850 amino acids.